Parnassius apollo (apollo) is the source of this 270-nucleotide messenger RNA. The record is from the annotation of a GenBank genome assembly. NCBI's taxonomy places the organism in Eukaryota, Metazoa, Arthropoda, Insecta, Lepidoptera, Papilionidae.
AUGCCGCUUCUUAUAAAAGGUUCAAGGGGUAAGGAAUUGAAGCUGCAGAAUGGCGAGUUCAAGUGGAGAGUCAAGAAUAAUGUUUGUUUUGUUGCAUGGCAAGACAACAAAGAAGCACUUCUGAUGUCCAACGACUUCCACUCGAAAGUUGGUCAAACCACAGUAACAAUAACCCAGAAAAAUGGCUCCAAAAUAUCGGUAAAAUGCCCCCUCGUCACCAAAGAAUACACGCAGAGAAUGGAUCAAAUCUAUUUAGAUUUGAUUAACUGA